Phytophthora nicotianae INRA-310 is the source of this 654-nucleotide messenger RNA. RefSeq lists its product as hypothetical. Lineage: Eukaryota; Oomycota; Peronosporomycetes; Peronosporales; Peronosporaceae. The transcript is spliced from 3 exons. The coding region runs from base 1 to 654 and encodes 217 amino acids. The record is from RefSeq and is a predicted model, not a curated record.
AUGACGAAAAUCCAGCAGGUACAUAUCUCGGAAGAAUCUUUUUACUGGCCCUCGCUCAUUCCCUUUAAGGCUUUCUGCGGCUCGUACGAUGAACGCGUUGCGAAAAACCACAGCACUGUUGGGCGGCGCUUCGCCUCCACGUUUGGUGUAGUCUUCGACGUCGAUGAUGUGCUGUUGCACGGCAAGACUUUAAUCCCAGGCGCUCGAGAGGUGCUGCUAGAACUGGAGGCGACCAACACCCCGUUCGCCGUCAUGACAAACGGCGGUGGAUACCGGAAGGACAAUCAGGCGCGGCAGAUCGAGGGCUCCGGCGUGUUUGUCCCCACCGAACCCAUGAGAAUGAGCCACACGCCGAUGCACGAACUGGCACACAAACACCGGGUACUGGCCGUCGGUAAGGACUGCGUCGAGAUCCGCAAAGUCAUGGCCAACUACGGCUUUAACUACGUGGGCACUGUAGACCAAUUACACCGCUAUCUCCACAACGUACCUGAACGUCAAGGCACAGGACCCUUUGAACCACGACAGACGCUUCGACUCUGGCGAACAGUCAAAGUACAGCUGAACCGCGACUUGCUCUCACUUAUUGUUACUGUGGACGUCCUGAUCGACUCGCGGUGUCAACCAAGGCAAUCCAAGCAGAAAAUAUUCUAG